ACAUCUUGGGAGCUUUGACUUGUGUGAUGUGUGGGUGUGGUCAAGUUUAUUUGCAUUCAGGGGCUCAGCCUAACCCUGCGGCGUAACACCAGAUAUCUAGUUGAACUCUAACUCGGGGUGAUUGAAAAUGGCCGAAUGUAUCAUCAGGGCAGAUUUAUUAUAUGAACAGCUAUACAGAGCUAGUGAUCAAGGCAGUGAAAAUGAAGUGAAAGAGCUUCUGAAGAAAGGAGUUGAUCCAAAUAGUGAUUAUUACAAUCAAGUUCACAGUGCUUGGACUCCUUUGCAUGCAGCUAGCUCAAAAAAUCGUUGCAAUACUGUCGAACUUUUGGCCAAAUGGGGAGCUGAUAUAGAGGCUAGGGAUUGUGAUGGAGACACACCUUUGCACUGUGCUAGUCGUAAUUGCAAGAACUGUGUGGAAAUGCUUUUAAGUUGCCGUAGAUCAGGCAUCACUGUGAAGAAUAAGAAGGGAAAGAACCCUAAGGAAAUUGCAUUUUCACAAGAUAUUGCGGACACCCUUGGAAAAUACCCAGCACCACCUAAAGAUCCUCUGUCCUAUUACCCAACGUUUCAACAGUUACAUCAAUUGCCUGAAUUUUCUCAGACACUUUGCCUUAAAUUAGGCUCUCACUUUAGAUUAGCACGGGAGCAAAGGGGAAGCAUUCGAAGCAAAAAUCGUACUGCUGAAAUUCUGAUAGCUGCCAAAAGUAACAACAAGAACCUUACCUGGAGCGAUAUUGUGGAAGGCUUACUUGUUAACGGAGAGUAUACACUUGCUGAGAGUAUCCUUAGCACGAUAGGAGUGGAAAAAGGUAAAGGUCAAGUGCCACUCAGAUUUGCAGCGGGACUGGGAUGGCUCAGUGCAAUGAAACGACUUAUUCAAGGAUUUGAGAAAAUAGAUUCGAAGGACAGAAGCCCUUAUGAUAUGGCGUACAGAAAUAAGCAGGCAAAGGCUAUCAAGUAUUUGAUGGACAACCAGCUUUUUAAUGAUUGUCUUCAAAUUGCUGUUAAAAGUGGUGAAAAGGAUGAGAUAGAAUUUCUGCUCGCUCAGUGCAAUAGUGAUCCAAAUGUAAAAAAUGAGGAUGGUAGUGUUCUUCUCACUCAAACUCAGGACAGCGAAAUCAUCCUUCUUCUAUUAAAACAUGGAGCCCGAACAGAUGACGCUUUUGCUAAUAUUAUUGGUCGAAAACACGGGUUACGGAGGCUUUUGUCAAUUCCGCCUCCAGACAAUCCUAUCCCUAUAUUCUUUGUGGGUGAAGGUGGUGCAGGUAAAAGCACUGUACUGAAAUCAUUACAAAGCCAGGAGAAAAGAGGGAAACCAAAAACAGUGACAGAUGUUGAUGAAAAAACGGUUGGAAUCAUUCCUUACACAUUACAGCUCUCAGGUAGGGAAUUUAAAUGCUACGAUUUAGCUGGUCAAAAAGAGUUCCAUGCCAGUCACUGUCCUGUUCUUAAGAAUGCAAUUCAAAGCUCACCACCUAUAGUAGUUUGCUGCACUGACCUACGAGAAAAUGACGAAAGUAUUUCUAAAUCUAUCAAAUACUGGAUGAGCCUAGUUCAAAAUCAGUGUUCUGAUUUAGAAGGAAAACCUCAUGUAAUUGUGAUUGGAAGCCAUUUGGACGAGCUAAAAGCAAAAUCUGAUGCCUUGGAGAAAAAGAAGAUAUUUCGUCCUAUAUUCGAACAAUUCAAAAAAUUUAAAUUUGUCGAUUUUAUUGCGAUGGACUGUCGUCUUACAAAUACAGAAGAAAUAAAACAAUUAACAACCUUUGUAAGUAUGGGUGGAGAUCAGUUUCGCUCUUCUGAUGAGACCGUUCAGAUCAGCGCUAGUGCUCAAAGUUUUUACAUAUAUCUUCUCGACCGAUUCAAGGAUACAGUAACUGUACAAGUGAAGGAUAUUCACCAGCAAAUUGACUGUGAAACGCGUCAGACACAAAACAAACAAUUGCAAGAAGUGUACUCUGUCAUCCCAAGUACUAUUCCACGCCUUGUAGAAGUCUGUGACCAGCUUAAUAAAAGAGGACUUAUGCUGUUUAUUAAAAACGAAUCCAAGCUUGAAAAUUCGCUCGUUAUUUGCAAAUCCGAAAAACUUCUUUCUAACAUAACUGGCAAAGUGUUUGCUCCUGAAAAUUUUCAUCAGCAUUGCAAUCUUGCUACAAGCACAGGAGUAGUACCAUUUUUUAAGUUUGCAAGGGAAUUUAACGUUGACAUUGAUAAUCUUAUAGCUUAUAUGACACUUCACCAGUAUUGUUUUGAAAUCAAAGACAAACAAGUGUUAGAACACAUAGCUGUCACAUGCAAAGAAGUAGAACGGGAUCCAGACAAUCGGUACUUCUUCUUUCCUGGCUUGAUAAAACUAGAAACCCCAAAGCAAGUUUGGGAGGAAGAUCCUACAAUGAAAUAUCAUUUUGGGUGGGUUAUUCAAGCAUCGCAAGAUAUUGAAUUCUUUGAUCCCCAUUGUCUGCAGGUUCUCGUUUUAAGACUAGUGUUUACUUUUGGCCUUGCCCCCGCUGCAACAGUGCAAAAACACAUUCCUUCCCUGCAACGAUUUUGCUCAGUGUGGAAAAGUGCAAUUUGCUGGAGCGACAAACAUGGAUUCUAUUACGUCGAGCUUGUGGACAGUGUAAAGUGUUUCGUUCUCAAAAUGCGAUCCCAAAAUCUGAGUCCUGAAUUUUUAGCAGUUAGAUCCAGAAUAAUAAAUAUUAUCCUCAAAACAGCUAAAGAAUGUUGCAGAGGUAUUGAGACUAUUGAAUCUAUAAUCGAUCCUCAGCAAGUAGUUAAUCACGACUAUCCACUUAAUAUUUCAAGUCUAACUCUUUCAAGCAUAUCCGACACUGCCAAAGCAGUUGUUUUCGGUGAUAACAACGUAAAGACGAUGCAUGGGCCGCAGCCUCUACAACAUAUUCUUAUGUUUGAGCCUUACAUUGGCUUGGAUCAAGAUACCCUCCAAUUAAUUCACAGCAAGAACAAUACUUCAAUAAACGAAACAAUUUCAGAUGAUUUUAUUUCUAACUUCGCUAAUAAAGUGGCCAUUUCGGGAAACGAUUGCUCAGUUUUGAGGAGAAUCCUUAAUCCUACUACACACUCAGACAGUGGAGCAUCUCAACUGAAUAGUUCAAGACGAGAACUGGUCAAGGCGCUUGAGACAUGGAGAGACCAUGACCAUACUGAAGGAACUUACAGAUCCUUGAGGGACACCUUGAAUGGAUAUAGUAUAUUUUCAGAUUCAUGCGUUCAUAGAAGCCCACUGGACUUGGCUGGUGUUGACCACCUCGACUGUGACCCUACUGCCUUGAAGUCCAAUCAUCAAUAUCUUAGCUUAUCAGAAGUGGAGGACACUCUCUGGGAGAUGAGAACUAAGUGGUAUCACCUUGGUUUGCAACUGGGUAUUGACAAUGAAACUCUUAAGUCGAUCAAAACGGACAAUCAAAGUGUUACUGAUAAGUGCUACACUUCUGUUCUGGCCCACUGGUUAUCUACACCCAAGCCCACAUGGACUCAAGUUGCAGAUGCUCUUGGAUCAAAGCCAGUAGACCAUCCUAAAUUGGCUAAGCAAAUUAAAGAAAAAUACUGUAGCUCUAUAUAGACUCUAUUGUUAUCCAUGCAAUGAUCUAGCCUAUAAUACCAUUUAUAACAAUAUAAUUAUGUUAUGUUAUCAUG
Molecule: messenger RNA, 3654 nt
Organism: Halichondria panicea
Lineage: Eukaryota; Metazoa; Porifera; Demospongiae; Suberitida; Halichondriidae
Exons: 10
Coding region: 128-3580 (1150 amino acids)
Molecular function (GO): protein binding
Source: RefSeq, a predicted model, not a curated record